CGGAGUCGAAAAGUCGUACGAGCAACGAAGCGGUAAUAAUACCGAGUUAUCACCAUCGAACCCUCCAGCUCCCGUUUCUUCAUCUGCAGGUGCUCGAAUUAUGAUUUCUCGGCGGCGUUUUGUUAAACACUUGGGGAUUUCCUUACACUAACUGCCUUCGCUAUUCUCCUAACUGUAUAACAAGCUAUACAAGUAUUCCCUCCAUGUCUACCAGAGGCAGCGUUCUCCUCAUUGACGGGGAGCCCUGUCGAUCCCUUAAUGGAGUCUGCGCAUGCACAAGGAAUAGCUAUGUCGUCAAUAUCCCAGAGCCGCGAAUAAAGGAAGCUCAGGUCCAAUUUGAUACAAGCAGCUCCAACCGCCGCCACCAAGCCGCGCCCUUCUCCGCCUUCCUACGCGUCCCUCUCGACUGGUUCCACUCUACCACGACCGGCUUCUUCUCCGACGAGACGCACACCUCGAUCCGCCGGACCUACGACGCGCCCAACGCGCCCGAGCAUACGCGCCGACAGUUCUGCGGGUACUGCGGCACGCCACUGAGCGUGUGGAGCGAAAGCACGAGGGAGGACGCCGACUUCAUCAAUCUGACGCUGGAGAGUCUGGUGGACGGAGAGAUCUCGGUGCUAGAGGAGUUGGGGCUGUUACCUUCGGGAGAAGAGGAGGAGGAGGUUGGUGAACUGCAGGCAGUACGGGCUUCGUCGAGUGGAGAGCAAUUGGUGGCGAGAAAAGGGUCGCCGUGGUUCGAGGAGAUGGUGGAUGAUGGGCGGUUGGGGAGGGUCAAGCGGCAGAGGGGAGGGCACAUGUUGGCGAAUGGGCGGCCCGAAGUCGAGUGGGAGGUUGUCGAGUUUACGAAUGGGGACGAGAGUGGCAGGAACACGCCGUCGAAGAGAAAAAUAGGGCAGAUGAGCGACGACAUGGACAGGUGAUACGCAUAAUGAUAAUGGCGCUAUGGGAAUAAAACGGUUGGGACUUUCGAUCAGCGCGCAUUUAUGGGGGUUCGGAAUUCGGUGGCGAUGUUUACCACAAUGAGGAGUUGAAAAAUGUCGGUUGAAGUACUGGCAUUGGAAUACAUAUUCCGUGUUUCAGCAUAUCAAUCGAAUGUUUCCUGUCGUUCAAGCCUAUCUUGUGACACGUAUAUGCCUAAUAUGUACCUAAACUUCCCUAUUCGGCAUCUGAUCAUAAUUGUAAACGCU
Molecule: messenger RNA, 1190 nt
Organism: Eremomyces bilateralis CBS 781.70
Lineage: Eukaryota; Fungi; Ascomycota; Dothideomycetes; Eremomycetales; Eremomycetaceae
Exons: 2
Coding region: 204-923 (239 amino acids)
Source: RefSeq, a predicted model, not a curated record